CGGGAGGCUCGGAGGGGCUUUAAAAGCCGCUUUGCGGUCGCGUAAUCCCCGUGGCCCUCUCCCAUGGCAGUCGGGGUGGUGUGGGAAGGGGCUGUGCGUUUCUCCCAAACCCACCCCUGCCAGCAAAUGGCUUUUCAGCAGAGUGGAUGCUUCCCAAACUGAAGGACAAAGAGGAGUUUAUCUGCCAGCACCGAACCAGCUGCUGGGGUAAGGCAGCAUCUCUCCAAACCGGGGACCACCCAGAGGUACAGAUCAGACCCUACACGAGGCUAAAACUCAAUGCUAAAUCUAGGCAGAUUCAAAAAAAAAAAUAAAAAAAUACCUUCAGCAGACCCGAGCACAGCUUCCUGAUUCAGUUAGCUGCUGCCGCACUCCUCGCUAGACAGAUACCAGCUCCGAGCAGCUCCUCGGUGCAGACCGGCCCUUCACUUCAUUAGUUGGUGGGGUUUUUUUUGUUUUGUUUUGCCUUUUUUUUUUUUUUUUUUCUUAAUGAUCAGGUCUGGUUUUAGCCGAGUGGGCUGGCUGGCUUAAUUCACACAGCUGCCCGGCUCCUGCCCCCAGCACCAGAGCAGAGGGGCUGGGCAGCAGAGAGGAGACACGGGGCAGGGGUGCUGAGGCCGUGGUGCUCGGAGGAACCCCCAGGACAACCACGCUCGGAGGCAGCCCCAGAAUUUCCCCCCUCGCUCAGCCCCAGCCUCCCAGCCCUCCCACCUGCCGGGCAGCGGGAGGCUGAUGCUCGAUGACGCUCAGCACCACGACGGGACGGCACAAGAAUCUUCUCCUUAAUCCCCAAAGGGAGGGGAGAUGACAUCUCGGCUCCUCUGAACCACCUGUGACCGGCAGAGCCAUGGAUCUGGAAUUCGAGCUGCCCAACGCCACCGCCUUCUGGUUCUCCCCGGCUUCCCCGUUCGACAACUUCUCGGUGGAGGCGCCCACCAACGCGUCGCAGAACGCCACCGGCCAGCACUUCGACCUAACCAGCAACGCCAUCCUCACCUUCAUCUACUUCGUGGUCUGCAUCGUCGGGCUGUGCGGCAACACGCUGGUGAUAUACGUCAUCCUCCGCUACGCCAAGAUGAAGACCAUCACCAACAUCUACAUCCUGAACCUGGCCAUCGCGGACGAGCUCUUCAUGCUCGGGCUGCCCUUCCUGGCCAUGCAGGUCGCCCUGGUGCACUGGCCCUUUGGCAAAGCCAUCUGCAGGGUGGUCAUGACGGUGGACGGGAUCAACCAGUUCACCAGUAUCUUCUGCUUGACGGUUAUGAGUGUCGACCGGUACCUGGCUGUUGUCCAUCCCAUUAAAUCCGCCAAGUGGAGGCGGCCCAGGACAGCCAAAAUGAUCAACGUGGCCGUCUGGGGUGUCUCCCUGCUGGUGAUCAUGCCCAUCAUGAUUUAUGCCGGGGUGCAGCAUAACCACGGCAGGAGCAGCUGCACCAUCAUCUGGCCGGGGGAGUCGGGCGCGUGGUACACGGGCUUCAUCAUCUACGCCUUCAUCCUGGGCUUCCUGGUGCCUCUCACCAUCAUCUGCCUUUGCUACUUGUUCAUCAUUAUCAAAGUCAAGUCCUCAGGCAUCAGAGUGGGCUCCUCCAAGAGGAAAAAGUCCGAGAAGAAAGUCACCAGGAUGGUCUCCAUUGUGGUUGCUGUCUUCAUCUUCUGCUGGCUCCCCUUCUACAUCUUCAACGUCUCCUCCGUCUCCGUCCUGAUCGUGCCCACGCCCGUCCUCAAGGGCAUGUUCGACUUCGUCGUGGUCCUCAGCUAUGCCAACAGCUGCGCCAACCCCAUCCUUUACGCCUUCUUGUCCGACAACUUCAAGAAGAGCUUUCAGAACGUCCUCUGCCUGGUGAAGGUCAGCGGCAUGGACGACGCGGACCGGAGCGACAGCAAGCAGGACAAGUCCAGGCUCAACGAGACCACGGAAACCCAAAGGACCCUGCUCAACGGUGACCUGCAGACGAGCAUCUGAGGGGUCGGCGGCGUUGUCCUCUGCUCGCUCUCCUCUCCCCACUUGCUCCCAGCUGCAGCAGGGCAGCGGCGCGCAGGGAGGCAGGGGAUGGCAGCGCGCACGCCGGAGGGCCGGGUGUCCUCAGCUGGGCUGGCUCCCGAGCUGCUGGCGGGCUGGCUUGUUGGCGCUGGGAAGGAUACGGUUCUGAGGAGCUGCCUCGCCAGGAGCACAAAGACAACUUGUAGAAAUACCCCCGUGGCAGCGCGCAUUUAAACACCAAAGUGCCACUGUGGGCCGCAGCCAUCGCAGGGGCAGCGCCGCUGGCUCCUCUGGCGUUACCCUCGGGGCUGAAGCCAGCUCUGGGUGCUCUGCCCCGGAAUGGGUGCUUGCACGUGGACAGACACCGUGGAGCCUGGCCGGGCUGGGCCCUGCACGCACCGGGGGCGACCUGAGGAGGUGCCACCGCCUGUGCCACCGUGUGGAUGCGCUGAGACCCGGCAGGAGCUCCCUGGGCGUGUUCCGCUCCUGCAGUCCCCGAGGAGACGAGGACGUUUGGGGUUGCACUUUGCCCAGCUUAUAACUCGCUCAACCACGUCCCCCGAAGCCUCCCUACUGCUGUUUGACUGCGUCCUUUGCAGAAGGGGUCCUGCCGCGGAGGAGGCGCAGCAGGACGGAGGCAGCCGCCCCGAAGGACGCAGCCCUCUCCUGCGCCCCCCGCUGCAGGAGAGCCCCUGCCCUCCUCCCUCCCGUGACGUCACCUUCCCGCAGGUUUUCUCCUCGGAUGGAGGAUUUCCCCCUUUUCCCUCCUGUAGCCCCUCCUGCCGCCCAGAUCCGUUCGCAUCAGCCUCUGGCUGCGCCACCGGCCCGAAACCGCCGCUGUCCCCGGUGAGCCCCGGUCGGGCUGGCUGGGCAGCCACGGCACGGUCCGGUAGGAAAUCCUCGGCAGAACACCGGGGGGUUGGAGUGCCCUGGUGCAGGCCGCUGUUCGUCCUGCUGCUGCUGGCUUCCGUGGCUGGGCGAGACUCGGGCUGGUCCUGCCGCUGCGGUGGCUCCGGGAUCGUCCCCACGGCGAGCGAGCAGCACCCGGCGGCUGGGGGCUGGGGACACCGCCCCUGCUCCUCCCAGGCUCAUCACGAAGGAGGAGGGGGUGAUGGAGAAGACGGGCGACGGCAGGUCGGGGGACGCUUGGGGACUUGGCUCAGACCUUCAUCCGAACCAAAGGGACCAGCAGAGCAAGCGACACGGAGCUGAAGGAGCCCCUGUGAAAGCCCUGGAGCAGAGUCCCCAGCCUGUCCCCCCCCCCCCUCCCCGCGGGAUGGCCGCGGCUGCUCCUGUCCCCGUGCCCCAGGGCUGACGGCGAGGCUGCGACCGCUGCGAGCCACCCACGUCACUGCCGGGGUGCACGUCCUGCAGGUAACUGCACAGGGGGGCAGCAGCUUCCCCAGGGGCUUCCAGCACAAAGCCGUGAGGAGGAGCAGGGCUGCACGCAUCCAGCCCCUCGCCCCUCUCCCGCACCACGGCGUGGGUCUGAAAAGCCAGCUGCUGCUUGUGGCCCCGAGACACCUCUGCCCUUCUCUGCCCGCCUGCGAUCCCCAGCUCAUACCUCCUGCUGGAUUUCACCCUGCUCCCUCCAGGACCGCAAAAAGCAAGAGCACGAGGACACGGCUCCAGCCGGGAUCAGGGGAACCUGCCUCGGUCUGACCACAAGGAGACGAGGGACACAAAGCCUGGGCACCCAGCCAUCCCAGCCCACGCUGCGCGGUCGGGAGGGAAGGGACGGGUGACUGUACAUAUGUAUAUAUACCAGACACGCCAGCAAAGGGUUUUGUUAUCACUGAUGCCGUAGAGACACUCCGCACCCCUGUUCCGCUGUGCGUGCCACAAUCAGCAUUCAGGAGAGAAACGGACCGAGCCCUUUGGGGUUCCCUGGCUCCCCCGUGGGGCUGGCUGCAGCGUGCACGAGGCAGAAGGGCCCACAGGAGCCGCUGCCAUGCUGGGAGGUGACACCAGCAGGAGAAGAGCUUCAGCCCUUGCUAAAUGCAGAGCCCUUCCCUGCCAAGCUGGGGCUCCAGCGAUGGGGAGCGUCCCCCUGCAGCGCCGUGCUGCCCGCGUCCUGUACAUACACCCCCCUGUAUCUAUAUCUGUGCUCUGUGUGGCGUGCGUGCGUCCGGUGUAAGACAUUGUGACUGGAACAUGAUGGAGAGCGUUUCUGCUUUAAGCCUUUUUCUUCCGAGCAAUAUGCUGUCUCUCAAAGUCUGGACGUGGAGCUGAGCCUUCGCGCUGCCAGUCUCACGGGGAAGGAAACGCUGAGGGGGGUGGGAGGGAAGUAAAGGUUUUCCUACGGUUUCUGAAUUUCUGCGCAUGUGUCAGAGCUGGGCAGGAGCAGUGUAGGUAUAGGGGGGCUUGGAAUCCUCCCUGGAGGACCAAAGGCACCAGACCUGGAGUCUCACCAAGGGACCAUGCACAUGCAAUCCCCUCCAGCUGUCCCCCACACCCGUUAUGCUCUAACACCCCCAGCAGGAGAGCUGGGUUUGCCCCAAAAGCUCAGGAUCACUCCAGGUCAGCACAGACUCAGAGCACCUGAGGUACAGACAUGUCUGUGCCAGCACCAAACACUAAACCCGAUGGGUCACAGGUGAAGAAUGACGACAAAUAACUGCAAGGGCAGGGGGUGGCAGCAACUCGCUGUGAACAGCUGAAAGGCAGAAACUGGUCUUCAAGGUGGCAGCAGCCCUGUGCUGCUUCUGGAGAGAUCAGAGAGCAAAUCGCCACCACCAGAGAUUUAAUCUGCUGGAGAAAACAGCACUGGGAGGGGGUGCGAAUGCAUUAGCAUGUGUGCUUGGAGACAGGGUGUAUUACCAGGGAAACACAGAGAUCUUUACUGCAGAUGUAUAGAAAUUGGCUCCACGAUAAACUGUGAAAGUCCAACUCGCUGCAGCCAGCAGCACUGACUGGCUGCACAGGCCAGCUUUGCUAUCAACAUUUUCCAUGAAAAUAACCCCCAUCAAAACAAGCAUGAUUCACGCACACACCCCCAUUUGCAGCACAAACACGGUUUCACAGGAUUUGGGUAAAAACUAAGCAAAACUAUCUGCACCAACAGCCUCUCUGCCAAGGCCAUGCACUCGCAUUCCAGGACACGAGCAGCACCCGUGCACUGGGUGCUCUUCUGACAAGCCUGGUGUGGGCAAUCAGCACCGUGCUGCUGCCCUGCCCCUCAAGAUCUGUUCCUUGCAGAUAGCUGGGACAGGAUUUUCCUCCAUGAACAAGGAUUUCUAAGAAAGCUCUUGCUGAGCCUUCUGCAUUAGAGCUGACUGAGUCAGUGUUAGGCGCCAAAUGUUGGCUGCAGGGGGGUUUUCUGGUCAGAUUUACGUAUAACUAUAGAUACGCACGCAGAAGGACGUGCACAGAGAUGUAUCUAGGUUACCGUCAGAAAACAUUAAAUCUUUACAAGAGUGCUGGUACGAGAAAGCCAACAACUGCCCUGGGAAGAUUUCGCAACCCGCCC
Cygnus olor (mute swan) is the source of this 5450-nucleotide messenger RNA. It is a transcript of the gene SSTR2, whose product is annotated as somatostatin receptor 2. NCBI's taxonomy places the organism in Eukaryota, Metazoa, Chordata, Aves, Anseriformes, Anatidae. The transcript has 3 exons. Gene Ontology annotation, biological process: cellular response to glucocorticoid stimulus; neuropeptide signaling pathway; cellular response to estradiol stimulus. Gene Ontology annotation, cellular component: neuron projection; membrane. Gene Ontology annotation, molecular function: neuropeptide binding; somatostatin receptor activity. The record is from RefSeq and is a predicted model, not a curated record. Bases 848 to 1963 code for a protein of 371 amino acids.